ACCAUGCAGCGUCACUCUCCCACGCCAUCCUGGACCCUGCAGCCCACCACACCCGAUACAAUCGAUGAAGUCGUCACAUUCAUGAACCAUGCCCGCCAGGACAUGUUCCCAACGCUCAGCUCGCAGCUGCCAGACGAUGUCGCACGAUGGGUCCAGAGCGGCUACUUCCUCACCGCUCGUAACGAGACGCAACUGAUUGCCACAAUCGGCUAUGUGCCGUACGAUCACCGGUUUCCCCAGCUGGAUUAUCGCACGUUGCGGACGGUCGAGGUCGUGCGGUUGUUCGUGUUGCCUGAACACCGCCGCGGCGGGCUGGCGACUGCGUUGGUUUCGGCGCUGCGGGAACAUGCGAGGGGAGAGGGGGUUGAGUGCUUGUAUUUGCAUACCCACCCUUUCUUACCGGGCGCGAUUGAGUUUUGGGAGAAGCGUGGGUUUCAGAUAGCUGAUGUGGAGGAGGAUCCUGUCUGGCGGACGACGCAUAUGCAGUUGAUGCUUUGAGCCUGCGUUAUAGCGAUUUCUAGGAGGUGGAUUUGAUGUUUGGUAUAUUGUUGAUUUAUCUUGAGGUUGGAGUAUACGGAGUAGGUUACGCAAAGGGUUCUCAACAUUCUUACUUACUUUAUGCAGGUCGUAUUGUAUCCUUCUAGUAUGUGAAUUGGCUGCAAAGUUCUAUUUUGGUCUUGAAGCCCCCAUUUGUAGACUAAUUGGACACCUUAAUCUGAUCU
This is a messenger RNA of Cucurbitaria berberidis CBS 394.84, 722 nucleotides long. RefSeq names its product acetyltransferas-like protein. The record is from RefSeq and is a predicted model, not a curated record. Gene Ontology annotation, molecular function: N-acetyltransferase activity. Lineage: Eukaryota; Fungi; Ascomycota; Dothideomycetes; Pleosporales; Cucurbitariaceae. The coding region runs from base 4 to 498 and encodes 164 amino acids. The transcript has a single exon.